Triticum turgidum subsp. durum (durum wheat) is the source of this 816-nucleotide messenger RNA. Lineage: Eukaryota; Viridiplantae; Streptophyta; Magnoliopsida; Poales; Poaceae. The record is from the annotation of a GenBank genome assembly.
AUGAACAAGGAGAAGCACCACACGUACGAGAACCACCUCCGGCGCUGCUGCAAUGGCUUCGCGGCGUGCCUCCUGGCGCUGGUCGUCGUCGUCGCAUUCAUCGCGCUCGUCGUCUACCUUGCGCUCCGCCCCACCAAGCCUUCCUUCUACUUGCAGGACCUGCAGCUCCACUCCAUCAACCUCGGGGACCCCUCCCUCUCUGCCACCGCGCAGGUCACGCUCGCCUCCCGCAACCCCAAUGACCGCGUCGGCAUCUUCUACAGGCGCCUCGACGUCUUCGUCACCUACCGCGACGAGCCCGUCACCGUGCCGAUCUCCCUGCCGCCCAUGUACCAGGGCCACCGGGACGUCACCAUUUGGUCGCCCGUGCUGUCCGGGGAGUCCGUGCCCGUCGCCGGAUACGUCGCCGAGGCCAUGAAGCAGGACAUCGCCUCCGGGUACGUGUCGCUGCAGGUCAAGAUCGACGGCCGCGUCAAGUGGAAGCUUAGCGAAGCUCUGCUGAGAUUGCUCCACCACCACCGCCACCAUGCCGUCGUGCUGCCGGAGGAGUCGAUCUAUUACUUCACCAUCGCUCGCUGGAUCGAGGAGGUGAAGAGGAGGAGAACUCAGAGUCUUCAAGAGACGGAGUUCGUCGCAACACAAUCCUUCUUGGAGGGCAACCAGAAGUUCUCGGUCGUUGAGAACACGAGAUCGCUUCUUGGGCCAUUGGGUAAUGGUGCUUUCAGUUACUUCAGUGAGGGCACGAUGAGGUGCACGGGUAGUACCAGCCAGAGGAUAAAGACGAGCGACUACUGGAUCUCCGUCAAUGUGUUGUGA